AUGGGUAAAUGGAGUGAUAGCCCUAGAGUAGGUCUCUUUGGACUUCUUACUUAUGGAGCUAUAUUCGGUCUCUUCUUCCACUACACUUAUAACGUUGAAGUUAAAAAUACUUGCACUGCCAUAGAUUCCUCAGAUACUGCGUCCUAUAAGGAUGGUGAUGUUGAUGCUUCCUAAAAAUUUCAGACUGUAUUGAUGAUGUAUACCUGGACAUUUUUCAUUGGUAUUAUAAGAGAAUUUCUUAGAACUACUAACGAUAAACUCAACAGUGAUAUUGUUAAGGGGGUGAUUAAUUUUUUCUUUCUCGCUGAAUUAGUCCAAUUGGCUGCAUUGAUAAUGAUGCAUGUCUACAGACUCCAACACUCAGGAAAAGUCUGUGCUGGGGACUAUCUUAAUGAUGAUGAAUUUGAAAAAGCUGAUGAAGGAAAUUUGUAUCUUAUCUCGAGAGGCAAAUUUCUCUGGGGAUGGUUGAUCUUGAACUGGACUAUUCUUGGUCUCUGUGGUUGCUUAAAUAUCACAAUCUUCAUGUGCAAGAAGUUCUAGUGA
This is a messenger RNA of Stylonychia lemnae, 543 nucleotides long. The record is from the annotation of a GenBank genome assembly. NCBI's taxonomy places the organism in Eukaryota, Ciliophora, Spirotrichea, Sporadotrichida, Oxytrichidae.